GGCAGGGCCUUUAUCUUUUGGAUCCAAUGGACACAGUAGUCAGUACACAACGUCAGAUCGGUUGAAUCAGGACCUCCACUUCUCAGGCUGGUUGGCGGAUCAUGGGACUCAUAUAUCUAUUUAGUUUGUUUUUUCUGCUUCAUGGCAGUUUAUUGCACGGAGCAGAAGGAAGCUCUUCUCAUGAGAAGGCCUUUCAACCAUGGGAAACAAAGCGAAAGGAAUCAGCUGGGUUUCACGUCUAUUGCUACAGUGGCUUCAAAGAAUGGCAAGUGCUCAAAUUUCUCAGUAGUGUCACAAUUAUGUUCACUCCUCUGGAUGCCGAUGAAACACUGCUCCUUUACAUUGGGAAUAAUUCAUCAGCCGUAGAGGGUGCCAGAGAGUCUGCAGGUAUCUUGAAGAGGUUGCAGUAUUUCUCCCCAUGGUCAUCAAUUAAGCAAAGGCUUUCACCUUUCAAAGAUACAUGUGUAGGGGUUGAAACAUCAGGAGGAUUUGAGAUUGUGACCAAUCAGAGAAAUAUUGAUGUUCUGUAUAUGGGUUUAUUGUUGCUUGGUCUUACACUUUUCCUCAUAUCACCAGCCCUUAGUAGGAACUACAUCUUUCACUAUUCAUCUGGAGUCACCAUAGGAGUUUUGGCAUCUCUUCUCAUUCUCAUCUAUGUGUUCAGCAAGUUUGUCCCAAAGAAAUCUGGUGCCCUGUCUAUCUUGAUAGGAGGAUGGGCAUUGGUUGGAUUCUUCAUGAGAUGGAUAGUGGACAAUUUUCUAUCAGUCCAGUACAAAGGCUACAUCAUUGGCUAUAUAAUCCUGGCCUCAAUGAUCAGCUUUGCUGUCUGCUACCGCUAUGGUCCAGUCACUGACAAGCGCACUGAGAAUCUCUUACAAUGGGGCUUACAGCUUAUUGGACUAACAUGCAUCUACAACUGUUCUCAGUUAGAAGGUGCUUCUAUAGCUAUCAUCACAAUUUUAUUGGUGUAUUCAUGGAUACCUCAAGGAUCUAUUGGAGCAUUAAAGAGUAUAAAUAUCUGGACACGUCCAUACAAACCUAGGCUUCUGACUGUUGAGGAGUUUGAGGAACAGGGAAGGGAAGAAACAAGAAAUGCUCUGGAGGAAUUGAGGCAGUACUGUAGCAGUCCUAAAUGCAAUGCCUGGAAGGAGGUGACGAGAUUGGAAUCUCCAAAAAGGUGUGCUUCAUCUUCUUUCAGGUUUGCUGAGUUUGUAUCAGGCGAGGGCCAUGUCAGUCAAGAUGAACUUGAUCUGUAUGCAUCAGAUAUUACAUUGAUAUCAGAAGAUGAUAUACUGACCAGUGAUAGCAGUAGUGCUAUCAGUUCAGAUGAAGAGGAUUCCAGGUGACCUAAGAGCACUCUAGAACAUUGAAAUGAGAGAAGUCGUCAGCAUCGCUUCAGAAGAUGUUAUGACCAACUGGAACAGUGCAGUUUUCAAUGAUUUUAAACAGCCAUAGAUCAGUACUGUGUUGGGAAUACAUUGGACAUUAUACCAAGGAUAGACUUUAAACCCUUACAAGGCUGGGCAUUUUUUGGCUGUUUUAUUGUCGAGGGUGGAUUCUAAGAUCUCGGUUGCCAAUCGUGCGAGUGCCACAAACAUUCUUUGCACAAUGGUAGUGUUAGGAUGUCAAGUCAAGGUGACUGGGUAUUCUCAAAGAUGCUUAAAACAAAAAACUCAAUGGGUCAAUCAAUGUCGUCAUAUUAAGGAGGUAUUACUGUUGGGGAAAACGGUAAACAAAUAUGUACGGCCGCUAGAGGAGGUGGUUGGAACUACGAUUCCUACAGUGAUACAACAGCAUUCACAUCACUAUGAAGGCUGCAUACUAAAAUGUUCCAUAUUUGCAAAAAGGUGUGUUAGCAAAGACAAUUGAUCCUUGCAACAUUUAAACAGCGUUAUUUUCUGUAGGUAUUUGUGUUGGAUUUAUUGAUUGAUGGACUUUGGUUAAGAUACAAACUCAAAUUUCUGUAAACACCAAGAAAUAAUGAUAAAUGCUAUUUAUUAGGUGCCAUAUCCAUCUCUUUAGAGAUGCUCAAGGUGCACAAUGAAAUCUAUCACUCGUGUGCAGGACAUGAUAGGUUUUUGAUGGUUAGAUUUUUUUUCAUUAUUAUUUAUUCAGUUAUUUGUUUUAUUUUUUCUUUGUUUAAAUUUUUUGUUUUCAAUUUGUUUAUUAUCAGUCUAUUUAUUUUUAUUUAAGGGGGGGUAGGGUUGUCCAUCUGUCUCAUUUUCUUUUUGAUAACUAUAGAACCAUUUGACAGAUCAACUUUAAACUUGGUCCAGGUUUGCAUGAGUGAUAAUGAUCUUGGAUGGUAUACUGAAAAUUCUCUGAACUUUUUUUUAUAAAUAUUCUCACAACUCAGCAAUUAUGUUGCAUAUUUUAUCUCUGACACGGCCAAUAUUUUAUGAACCAAUCAUUAAAGGUUUUAUAUGCUUAGGUAAACUAAUAGAAUCAUCUCUUCGGAAAAAAACCCCCAAAAAUGUGGAUGUUUUCCCAGUCUUACUUUCUUUGAAAAGAUUUACUUGAAUGAGAUCUUUUAAAUUGCUGAUAAGUCUGCCAAUCCAUCUCUAUGGUUUUAGGAAUGUCUCAUUUAUGAAGCGAGAUAUUCUGGUGGAAUCCAGCAAGAAAUUAUUGACCAAUAAACAUUGCAUGCAACAUCGAGUUACAAAAGCCCCCUACCUGUUGUAAAUUUUAUUGUUUUUUCCAAGGAAGUUAACUUAAUAAAAAUAUUAACAUUUUCAGAAAACCUUUUAUCUCAAUAUGUUAUCUUGUACAUAGUAUUUAUGUGCCAAUUUUAAGCUUUAUGCAUAUUUUAGCUCUGACACCAUGCACGUUCAGUGAAAGUUACAAGAGAAUUUUCAUAAUACAGAUUUUAUUGUAACUCUAAAGAUACACAAAAAUUUGUCUUAAGACAAUUUUCAGUUGAGAAUAUGGCCGUGGAUUAGUUUUGAGGAUAUAAACUUCAAAGGUCAAAGAAGCCAAUGUGAGGUCAUGCAGUCCAAGUAUAUUAUUCAGGAUGCAAGUUAUCGGUAUUACAGUUUUUUUUAAUUAUUAAUGAUGUAAUUUUUUGUGUUGCAAAUGUUUUUCAUCAUGAGUCUUUCAAAGAUGACUUUUUUAAUAAAUAAAUUUUGUAAAAUCUUUA
Lytechinus variegatus (green sea urchin) is the source of this 3136-nucleotide messenger RNA. RefSeq names its product nuclear envelope integral membrane protein 1-like (gene nemp1). The transcript has 8 exons. NCBI's taxonomy places the organism in Eukaryota, Metazoa, Echinodermata, Echinoidea, Temnopleuroida, Toxopneustidae. Gene Ontology annotation, cellular component: nuclear envelope. The coding region runs from base 102 to 1346 and encodes 414 amino acids. The record is from RefSeq and is a predicted model, not a curated record.